Apodemus sylvaticus (European woodmouse) is the source of this 1794-nucleotide messenger RNA. It is a transcript of the gene Pelo, whose product is annotated as pelota mRNA surveillance and ribosome rescue factor. The record is from RefSeq and is a predicted model, not a curated record. Gene Ontology annotation, cellular component: cytoplasm. The coding region runs from base 463 to 1620 and encodes 385 amino acids. Lineage: Eukaryota; Metazoa; Chordata; Mammalia; Rodentia; Muridae. The transcript has 3 exons. Gene Ontology annotation, biological process: nonfunctional rRNA decay; nuclear-transcribed mRNA catabolic process, no-go decay; RNA surveillance.
GCUGGUUCCAGCAGCUGCUCCAGCAAUGGUCCCCAGGCGCCCUGCCAGCCUAGAGGUCACUGUAGCCUGCAUCUGGCUUCUCACGGGGUGAGCCUUUCUUUUACUGCGCCUGCGUGCGCGCGCAGACGACAGGCCCCGCCUCUCUGGUUGGGACGACAACAGACUUGCGCCGGGAGGCGAGCUGCGCCUGCGCGAUCGCGAUCGCUGCGUCAGCCGCUUGCGCGGGGCCGGCGACUAGAAGUCCCGAGUUGUCUGUGCUGAUCGUGAGGUCUGCCGCGCCGCGUGGGUUCGCGCGCGGAGACUGAGAAAAGCGUGGGGGAAAAUUGCUGUCCCGAGCUGCAAGAAUCAGAGGUAGUGUUACCUUCCCGGCCCGAACCCACAGCCCCUUCCCUGCCCCGCCCUUCCCCCUUCCUGGGGACCCCCUAAGCUCCCCCGGUUCUAAAGUGAGCCCCUGCUGAGGCCAUGAAGCUCGUGAGGAAGGAUAUCGAGAAGGACAAUGCGGGCCAGGUCACCCUCGUCCCCGAGGAGCCCGAGGACAUGUGGCACACCUACAAUCUAGUGCAGGUGGGCGACAGCCUGCGCGCCUCCACUAUCCGCAAGGUUCAGACCGAGUCCUCCACGGGCAGCGUGGGGAGCAACCGUGUCCGCACCACCCUCACUCUUUGCGUGGAGGCCAUCGACUUCGACUCCCAGGCCUGCCAGCUGCGGGUUAAAGGGACCAAUAUCCAAGAGAAUGAGUAUGUCAAGAUGGGGGCUUACCACACCAUCGAACUGGAGCCCAACCGCCAGUUCACCCUGGCCAAGAAACAGUGGGACAGUGUGGUUCUGGAACGCAUCGAGCAGGCUUGUGACCCGGCGUGGAGUGCUGAUGUGGCAGCCGUGGUCAUGCAGGAGGGCCUCGCCCACGUCUGCUUAGUCACGCCCAGCAUGACCCUUACCCGUGCCAAGGUGGAGGUGAACAUCCCCAGGAAACGGAAAGGCAACUGCUCCCAGCAUGACCGGGCCCUGGAGCGGUUCUAUGAACAGGUGGUCCAGGCCAUCCAGCGCCACAUAAACUUUGAUGUUGUAAAGUGCAUUCUGGUGGCCAGCCCUGGAUUUGUGCGAGAGCAGUUCUGCGAUUACAUGUUUCAGCAAGCUGUGAAGACGGACAAUAAGUUGCUUCUGGAAAACCGCUCCAAAUUCCUUCAGGUCCACGCCUCCUCUGGACACAAGUACUCCCUGAAAGAGGCCCUAUGCGACCCUACUGUAGCGAGCCGCCUAUCAGACACGAAGGCUGCUGGGGAAGUGAAAGCCUUGGAUGAUUUCUACAAAAUGCUACAGCACGAACCUGACCGAGCUUUCUAUGGACUCAAGCAGGUGGAGAGGGCCAACGAAGCCUUGGCCAUCGAUACCUUGCUCAUCAGUGAUGAGCUAUUCCGGCAUCAGGACGUGGCCACCCGGAGCCGGUAUGUCAGGCUGGUGGACAGCGUCAAAGAGAACGCUGGCACCGUAAGGAUAUUCUCUAGUCUCCAUGUGUCUGGGGAACAGCUGGGCCAGCUGACAGGAGUAGCCGCCAUUCUCCGCUUCCCGGUGCCAGAACUCUCUGACCAGGAGGAUGAUUCGAGUUCGGAAGAGGAUUAAGACUGACAGUUAAUAGUUUCUUCUCUGGUUUUUCUCGGCAUCCUUGACAGGUGCCAGAGCCGCACUUGUUGAUCCUGCUGGAGUUUCUUGUGUGUUGGGUUCACACUUAGUGUUUGAUGGCUUGGUUGGCAGGACAUGUUUUCAAAUUAAAUAAACCACAACGAUGUCCAAGCA